Mesorhabditis spiculigera is the source of this 2412-nucleotide messenger RNA. NCBI's taxonomy places the organism in Eukaryota, Metazoa, Nematoda, Chromadorea, Rhabditida, Rhabditidae. The record is from the annotation of a GenBank genome assembly.
AUGUCCGAUUUGGAUACCAUUCCCAUCCGCGGCAAAUGUGCAAAAUGGAAAAAAAGCCGGGCCGUCGACUAUUACCUCCGUCAGCGCCAGUCCUUAGAAGUCAUUACAAAAUAUCUGAUUGACCCCCAAGGACUUCUCAGCAAAAAUCAACGCGAACAAAUCCACGCAAACUCGGAUUUAAAAAUUGGAUGCAAAUAUUCCCUGAACAAGCAGCGACGAUGGGAGCACGCUAGCCCGGCCGUUCUUGCCGAAAUGCAUCCGGUCACAUGGUCGAUGGGCAAAGACCUGGACACAUAUUUGGCGCGGAAUGAAGCGUAUCGCUAUCGCGAUAAUAUCACAGACAUGCAUCGCAUCUGUAGUGAUGGAUGCAUUACGUCUGUCCACAACACUGGAAGGAUGACAACUAGAGCAGCAAUGGAAUUCAAUUUAAAUGGAAAUCCACAAUGGCCGCCCCGAAAAAAAAAUCCGAAAUGGAAGGACGUAAUUAUCCAACCGCAAUUGCUAUAUAUGAUCGAUGGGUUGUUCGAUAACAAGGGACUCUACUAUAAUAAUUUCCGGACCGGAGUGGAUCAUUGGUGGAGGCACUGGCUCAAAAAAGAAAAUCCUUUUGCCGAAAUUGACGCAUACAGAACCGAGAAUUGCGAUGGUGCUCGGCAUGUCACGGAUGAAUUGAUUCUGGCGGAAACUACAGCUGCUCUUCUGGAUGAGCUCCAUUUGGAAUGUGAUCCUGAGGCCAAAGCUUAUAUGAGCGAAUGUUUGAAACUUCCUACCCUGGGCGACUUCGUUGUUCCCAAUCGACGAUCGCAGCGUCGUCAUGAUGCAAGCCACAGAAAAGAAAACGUGGAGAAGUCUUCGGAACUUCUUGACGCAGAGGACAAGCCCGGCGAAAGCUAUAGGCAUCCGAUACCUAGUGGGAUUACUGCGACAAUUGAACCUAUUGUUAUUUCGUAUCUUGGAACUCUCUAUGAUUUUCGUCUGGAGGUUCGUCAUCUCUCGGGGGUCGCUCCCAAGUGGUUGAACACGACGGUUGUAAUGUUUGAUUUGAAAGAUUGUCGCAAUAUCGCGUCUGCGAGCUCAUUUUCCGCCUUUGUAUUUAUCGAAUUCAUCUUGGAUGAGCUGAGAAUCACCGUGAACAGUUGUACGCAAGUUCCUUGGCCUGAAAUACCUUUUUUCCUAAAAUAUUCAUUGCGCAAGGAUAUGCGUGGAUUGCUCAGUAAAAUGCUCGAAGACAUCAUUCUGCACUUGGACAAAUUGGAUGCUGACAGGCGUCCUGACAAACUCACGGGGAAGGCACGAUUCCGCAAAUAUCCGCAGCUUUUUGGCCGACAACACAAUUCGAUGCUUACCGCGCAGAAUUUCUUUUCAAACGAAAAUGGCGUGGCUGCCAGGAAUGACCCAACCGGUGAUUGUGUAUGGUGUCAUGUAGCACUCCGUGGAUUUGAAUAUUUGGACCUGAAUUUGAACGUGCGGGUGUGCCAUACCUGCCUGCGUCAAACUUUUUACCGGCAAAUCGAGUUCCGCAUUCCGCUGCAGUUGCCUGCUUCCCAAUACUCUAUACAUGAUUUGGCUAUAUUCAUGCUUCCACUUCCGAUCCUCAAGGAUUAUCUAGAUGACAUGGCUCCAACGGCACUACCUGACGGAUUUUGGACAAGUUGUCCGCAUUGUAGACGUGCAUUAUCUAUUCCAGAAGAAGAUCCUUCACAAGGAAAACCAGCAAUUGUUUGUUCCGAAUGUGGAAUUUAUUUUUGCCCGAACUGCAUGUCCGAACCUCAUUUUCUAAUGGACUGCGACGAAUAUCGAAAGUGGACGGCUGUUUUGGAUGAUUGUUAUGCAUUGGCUAAAUUUCCGACUGCUGCAGCAAUCUGGCGAGUUAAUUGCGUGUGUGGCGCACUUGUGGAGUUAUGCGGAGACUCGCCCACCGCCCAAUGCAACCAUUGUCGAAUUGCAUUUUCGCCGAGGAAUAUCCAGUUACGUGCUAGCGCUAAGAAUAUAUUGCUCGAAGAUGGGCGUUGCACUGAGGAGCAGCGCAAUUAUUCCUUUGAAGAUGGCAAGUUUACCGUCAAGUUAUUAAAUAGAAGCCGAGUUGCUUUGGCAACGCGAUAUCGAGAGAAAGCCAUCAAGUCACGGAACUGGCUGCUUGAUCCCGUGGAACAGAGAAAUCUGUUGGUGAAGCUCAGGGCACGAAAUAGUCGUGAAACAUCCAUGAUGGCUCUAGAAAUCUGCAAAUUGGGUUUUGUUCUGGUCAUCAACGGGCUUGGAUAUUUAUAUUUACGGAAACAGGAAAAGCGCAGAGUUCAGAUGAAACGAAUUACAGCGCUUUGGGAAAGGCUGCAACGAUUCAUUGAAAAUGGCGAUGCGGGCGACUACAAGGUACUCCGGCUGCAGAUAAUGGCUUUAUUCAAGCACGGCCUA